GCAAAAAAAUAUUACUGAGCUCAGUGAAUCAUAUAAGAACAAAAUUUGUGAGGAUGCUGGUAUUGACAGUGACAGGAACUUUAGCAGCCAUGUUAGCGCUCAUUAGUUACUUCAAGUUGAAGUCUAUGAGACUUGUCGACAGAGUAAAAUUACAAAUGGCGAUACAUACAAAGCUGAGGAUUCCACAAUUACUUCAAAUAACCGGACUAGAUACACGGAUGAAGCCUAAACUAACCCAAUUCACGGCUUCGAAUGGUUUUAAAAUUUUACUGCCUGCACCGUUUACUGUUGCAGUUAAUGAAGUUUUGAAAUUCAAAGUAAGAGAAGACGACGUUUUCAUCGUUACUUAUCCCAAGGCAGGAACGACUUGGACGCAAGAAAUUGUGUGGUUGCUAUGCAAUGAUGGAAAUAUAGAAGAAGCAAAUAAACAAUUGCUUACAUUGAGAAGUCCGUUUCUGGAGAUAGUGGAUUGUCACCUUCGCAAUGGAAUUCAAUCUUUAGAAAAUUGGUCAAAAAGUAGCCAAAGAGUGAUAAAGACUCAUCUUCCGUACGAACUGCUACCAGAAGACAUUAGGAAGGGGAAGAAAUGCAAAAUUAUUUAUGUAGCAAGAAAUCCAAAGGACCUAUGCGUUUCAUACUAUCAAUUUCAUCGCUUGGCCAAAAGAAUGCCAGACCCUGGAACGUGGCCAGAAUUCUUCACAAAUUUCUGCUCACGCAAAGUAGGAUUUGGAGAUUGGUUUGACCAUACGCUGAAAUUUUGGGAGAAAUAUCAAGAAGACAAGGAAAGAAUAUAUUUCGUAACUUACGAGGAUUUGAAGAAAGAUCUUAGAAAAGAAGUUGAAUCAAUAUCAAAAUUUAUUGAAAAAAAUUUUUCGGAACAACAACUUGACGCUAUUUCUGAACAUUGUACAUUUGACAGCAUGAGCAAAAAUAAAAGUAUAAAUAUGUCAAGCCACCCAAAUUUCAUGGAUUUGACAAAGUCAAAAUUUAUGAGAAAGGGACAAGUUGGUGAUUGGAAAAAUCAUUUCACAAUAAAUCAAAGCUUGGCUUUUGAUGAGUUGUAUCAAGAAAAAAUCAAAGGAACAAGAUUCAAUAUUUUCUUCGGAAAUUGAAUUUUAAGUAAUGAUUAUUAUUCGUUGUUAUUGGACACGUAGUGGACAUAACGAUCAUUUUGCAUUUUAUGCUGGCUUAUAGAAUCGCUUUUCUCUCCGAAUACUGGACCAAUUGCUCUGAAAUCUUUAGUGCUUAAUGAUAACAUUUUUCUUUAAACGGCUAUUACCGUAUUUCCCGGCGAAUAAGUCUACCCGGUAAAUAAGAGGAGGCCGUUUUUAAGACUGAAAAAAAAUUGGUUUUUGCAUUUUACCUGCCAAUAAGACGGGGUAGUAUAAUCGCAUCAACUCAAGUUAUCAUGCAAAGAUUUUUGUGCGGUCGUCGCGUUUGCGCAUUGGUUAAUAUAGCCUAUAAUGACUUUUCUUGUGUCAUAAUAUUCAAUCCGCAACAACUACGGGAAUUUAAACUGUCUUUCAAUUUCAAUCUAAUUAUGUUCAACGUAACUCGCGAUUGAGUCCACCAUUUAUGAACUUCACCGAUCUAAAAUAACACGGCAAUCUUCGGACAUAAUAACGUGGGGUAAACUACCUGAUUAUAUUUAGUUUUUAUAAAUAAAUAUACAUAUAAAGUGUAUAUAUAAAACAUACAUAUCCAUCACCUCGACAUCUCCACGAAACUAAAUGUGGUGCUUCAUUUAAUUGUGAUCAAUUUAUUCUGUGAUUGCUACAAUAUAAAUACUAUCACUGCUGCAAAUUACCAGCGCAAUCCGUGGACAUAAACAUGUACGAUUAUAUGUUGUUUUGGUUCGGAUUUUCACAAAUUGCAAUCCCACGUGUAUCGGUAUUUGCCCUUCACUCGUGACGAACACACUAAUGCGGCAACUUUAAAUAUGAUAAUCACAGCAUUGAAAUUCCAGAUUCUAUUUGAACUAACCUGAUGAGGACGUGGAGGAUGCUAUCGCCGAAAGUAUUUUAUGGUCCGAAUUGAAUAAUAAGGAACCCCAAAAAAUAUAAAUUAUCAUACUCGCCUAAUAAGACGACCCCCCCCCCAAAAAAAAAAAAAAAACAGGCCAAAAUUUGGGUCUAGAAAAGCGACUUAUUCGCCGGGAAAUACGGUAGGCUACUUUCAUUUACUUUAAACGUGUCCAUAUAUUUGAGCAUAGCUCUCUUGUUAUUUGUAAAUAAAUAUAAAAGUUAAAAUAUUUACACAUCAUUGUAGGCAUGUCUUGUAACCCGUGAAGAUAGAAGAGGCUACAUCCAAGGCGUGAGCCGCAUGCACUAUUAGAAAGGCAAUUGCUAGAUAAUGGUAUAAUCUAAGAAUGUCAAAAUCAUUAUCAUGUCUUAUUGUACCCGUAAUAAAGGAGAGUGGUUCUCU
Styela clava is the source of this 2424-nucleotide messenger RNA. The record is from RefSeq and is a predicted model, not a curated record. Lineage: Eukaryota; Metazoa; Chordata; Ascidiacea; Stolidobranchia; Styelidae.